AUGACGAGGGUGGAAAUAUCUAGAAGGCUGAAGGUUCGGUCCUACUUGAAGUGUUUGUUCUACGUGCUAGGGAUCUACGUUUGCUUUUUAUCCUUUGGAUAUUUCCUGGAGAAACUUCUCAAGUUUAAAUAUGAAGAGAAUCGUGUUUAUGGUUUUCCGAUCUUUGUGGUUGUAAUUACAACUUUUUCAAACCUCGUAAUGAGCUCCGCUUUGCUCCUAAUUCACCAUAACAAGACUACUGUACUAUCUAUCCGUCAAUCGCACCGUAAUUUGAAGCACCCUGUGAAAUUUCAAGGCAGUUCUGACGAAUCCUGGAAAACUUCUUCAACCGCCACAUCCGACUCCACUGAUAAGUUGGAGGUCACAUCAUCGUUGUUUUCAGUGCUUGAAAAGAAGCACCUGAUAAAACUUUCAAUCUCGUCCUCAUUUUGCGUUUUGGCGCAGAUGACCUCUACCUGCGCACUUCGACAUGUGGGAACUCCCACACAGGUGGUCAUUAAAAGCUCAAAAAUGGUUCCUAUUCUCAUUGGAGGGUAUCUUCUCUUCAAGAAGAAGUACGCCUGGUACGACGUCAGCUGCGUCAUCUGUGUAACUUUAUCUCUAAUUCUGUUCAACUACGACCACUUUGUAAACUAUAAGAGUAACAAGAAUUCAGUUUUCGGCAUUUUCAUGUGUUUCCUAUCCCUUGUUUGUGAUGCCUUUGUCGGGCCGAUCCAGGACGACGUUCUUUCCAAAGUUGACGUGCAUCCUCACGUCCUAAUGUUUAUCACAAACUUUGUUUCUCUUCCCGUUUCAUUCCUUGUUUGUUUCUUAACUGAGGGUCUUGACCCUUUCUAUAUCCUUUUUAAGCAUAGAUACAUUUUAAGGCUUGUUUUCUUUCUGGCGGUUUCCGGCAGUUUGGGUCAGCUUUUUGUAUUUCUCUGUAUCAAGACUUAUGGCAGUUUGUACACCGGCAUCAUCACAACUUUAAGGAAGGCCUUCACAACUCUCCUUUCUGUGUACAUUUUCAAGCACAAAAUGACUCAACUUCAGUGGUUUUCACUCACUCUGACCUUCUCGAGUAUCUUCUUCCAGCAGUUUUUCAAAAACAAAUCAAGAAAAUCAUUUAAAUCUAAGUAA
This is a messenger RNA of Theileria annulata, 1119 nucleotides long. RefSeq lists its product as uncharacterized. The record is from RefSeq and is a predicted model, not a curated record. NCBI's taxonomy places the organism in Eukaryota, Apicomplexa, Aconoidasida, Piroplasmida, Theileriidae. Gene Ontology annotation, molecular function: UDP-galactose transmembrane transporter activity; UDP-glucose transmembrane transporter activity. Gene Ontology annotation, cellular component: Golgi membrane; endoplasmic reticulum membrane. The transcript has a single exon. Gene Ontology annotation, biological process: UDP-galactose transmembrane transport. Bases 1 to 1119 code for a protein of 372 amino acids.